CGGAUUACGAACCUUGAGAUUUGAACCUCGCCAACCAGGAAAAACACAACAAGAGCCAUGAGCACUGCUGCCGUCCAGCAAAACCGGCCUUUCAGCAGAGCCGUCAGAAAGAUCAAGGUGGCUUCUACGGUCAACAGCCUCGCCAAAAGCUGGCAAAGCUGGGCGAAUAAAAACACUGAAAAACAAGACACGAUUCCGAGCGGAUGGAUGCCUGACACCAUCAUUGAGGAUGCAAAAGAAAAGCAGAAGGAGAAGAGUGAGAUGAAACUCUUGGUUAUGCCUCGCGUAGUUUCGGUGAAUAACGAAGACGGCGCGGACAACCAGAUCAAGACGGUAACGGUGACUAAAGCCAUCACGCCGAAAUGUAACGAAUACGGAAAAGACCUAGUGAGCGUCAUCAAGGAGAAGAUCAACACCAAUCAGCUCACAUCAGAGGACACCAAAAACUUUCUCGGCAAUGAAUCUCCUACCAGGAGACGUUACUGUGGUGGAAAAGCAGGGACUUUGGCAAAGGCGCUCAUACAGAAGGAUGAAAAAAUUACGGGAUCUCGAGGUAGCAGUUCAGAUGCUGAGGACAGUGGUCUUGGGGAGGAAGCGUCAUUGAGCGACAACAGCGAUCAGAAUGAGAGUGAACCGAAGAAACAUGUCAACAGACACAAGAUUAAAAUAGCCACGAUGAACGACCUGAGGAGCAAGUGGCAGCGGUUCGCUGAAGACCACAUUGAAGGUCAGAAGCUCAACCCUUUCAGCGAAGAGUUUGACUAUGGUCAUGCCAUGGCUAUUCGACUCCACAAGGGCGACGCGGGAUACGGACGACCCAAAGAGGGAUCCAAAACAGCCCAGCGUGCCGAUCGGGCCCAGAAACACAUCCACCGCGAGAUGGAUGAGAUGUGCUUCAUUAUACGCGACAUGGGCCAGCGGGAUAAAGAGGGACGUAUCCGCGUCACCUUCGGCCGCCUGUUCGACCGCUACGUUAAAAUCUCAGAUAAAGUUGUGGGAAUUUUGUUGCGCUGUCGCAAACACAAAAUGGUGGACUUUGAGGGCGAGAUGCUCUGGAAAGGCCAGGAUGAUGAUGUUAUAAUCACAUUACUAGUUUAACAUUAUGAAAAGUAGCUAACUUGCAAUGUAAAAGAAGUAAUUAACUUAUUUGAUUUAACUUAUUUUACCUUUAUAAAUCUGUAGCUUUUUCAUUAAAAAACGUUUUUUUCCAAAAAGUAGUGGUCAAAAUGGUGCAUUGCUGUUUUUUACACAUUACAAAUAAAAAAAAAAUGUUUUGAUGCUUUUUUGCACUAGAAACUAGCUACAUUCAACAUGAGUGUAGUUAAACGACUUUAAAUUAGGUUCUAGAUAUCUAGUUUCAAAUUAGCCCUCUAUUUAUAUUUCAUUUGGCAACAUGAAAUGUUAGAACCUUGAGAACGUUCCAGAAAACCCAUGAACUCUCUGAGACGAACAUGUGCUCUUCUGUGUGCGUGAUGUGUUUUGAAAGCGGAUUUCGUUUUAGUGUGGAGCUUCAUAUUUGAGAUGGUGAAAGGGUGACUCUUCACUCACAGUUUACACAAGGGAAUAUACACGGAUCUCAUGUUUGUCUCCUCACGCAUCCAACAUCAGGCAUCCUUUGAAUGCUUAGCACACCAGCCUUGAUGUCUAGACAUGUUUUGGAAAUCAUCUCAUGUUUCGUGCUUGAAAUUCAAUGACAAAUCAGUUCGGUCUUGUGAGAUUAUAGGGGAGGGUCUGUUUCAUUCAUUUCCCAUCUGAACGUUUUGUUAAUUUGCAUCUAGUUUUAGACACUAGCUCUUGUUUUAUUGUUCAGUGUUUUUGGAUCAUUUUAAUAUCCUCUUUCAAAAUGAAAGCAUGAUAGUCUUCUUACAGAAGCAUUUGUUGUAAAUAUUUGAAGAUAUAUAAUCAUAUGUAGUAAGAAAAAAACAAAUUUAUUUAUUUGAUGUGGAAUUAUUUUCCUGUGAAUUAAAAAAAGGAUGAAAUAAAACCACUAUUUUGUCAGAA
Molecule: messenger RNA, 2001 nt
Organism: Labeo rohita (rohu)
Lineage: Eukaryota; Metazoa; Chordata; Actinopteri; Cypriniformes; Cyprinidae
Gene: abraa
Product: actin binding Rho activating protein a
Exons: 2
Coding region: 58-1098 (346 amino acids)
Biological process (GO): positive regulation of transcription by RNA polymerase II; positive regulation of Rho protein signal transduction
Cellular component (GO): sarcomere
Molecular function (GO): actin binding
Source: RefSeq, a predicted model, not a curated record